AAACACCACAAUAACAAAGAAACAAACUCAACCAAUUGGUUUCACCUCACCAUCAAGAAUUCAAGAUAAUUGCAGUUCAAACUUGCUCCUCUAAUGGCAUGGUCCGAGCUUCCAACGUCCCUUUCUCACCUUUUAGGAAACGACAGCUAAAUGGGUGUGAUAGGGACCCGACCACAAGCAUUUUCGUUUGUUAAAUCAAACUCUCUGUUGCAGGAGGAGCCUUCACUGGAAUCUUUUUGCUUUCUUUAAACGUGGCUUGUCAAAUCAAAAGAAUAAAAAGAAAGACUAAAAAAUGGAAUGGGUUGGUGUGGGAAGGUCAGGUCUUUUGAGGUUUCUAUACUUCUAACGAACUCUAGAAGUUAACAGACUUUCCACGUUCAUGUCCUCUUCUAAACAGCAUGAGCUGCCAGGGAAUUGGUUCUGGGUCAUCAUUUCUAACUCUUCUCACUCAUAUUUUAUUAUCUUUGUGUACGAGUUUUGUGUAUAUAGAAGGUUUCGAAUCUCACUUGCAGCUCCCACAAUCCUUGUUGUCGGCAACUUCCGGAUCCAGAUCCAAAAGGGUCUUCUUUGUCACUGAUUUUGGUGCUAGAGGUGAUGGUGUUAGUAAUGAUACUCAGGCUUUCAAGGAUGCUUGGAAGAAGGCUUGUUCUUUCCCAGCAAGAACAAGAAUUGUAAUUCCAGCUGGAAUAACUUUGCUGGUCCAUCCUGUUGAAUUGGCUGGGCCUUGUAAAUCAAGAAUCACCCUUAAUAUCUCUGGUACUAUUGUUGCCCCCAAAGAUCCUGCUUCUUGGAAAGGUCUGAAUCCUCGUAAAUGGCUAUACUUCCAUGGGAUAAACCACCUUACAAUAGAUGGGGGAGGAACAAUCAAUGGUAUGGGACGGAGAUGGUGGGCUCGAUCUUGCAAGAUCAACCCAAAAAAACCAUGUCGACAUGCUCCUACGGCAAUGACUUUCCACAAGUGCAAGGAUUUGAGAGUUACGAACCUUCAAAUUGUCUAUGGUCAGCAAAUGCACAUUGCAUUCACUAAUUGUAUCCGAGUUAUGGUAUUCCGUGUUUUGGUGACUUCACCUGCUUUUAGCCCCAAUACCGAUGGAAUUCAUAUCAGUGCAUCCCGUGGUGUCGAGGUCAGAGAUAGCAUAGUCAGGACAGGAGAUGACUGCAUCUCCAUAGUCAGCAACUCCUCACGGAUCAGAAUCAGGAACUUUGCCUGUGGACCAGGGCAUGGCAUAAGCAUUGGAAGCCUGGGAAAAUAUAACUCGUCAUCAAAGGUUUACGAUGUAAUGGUGGAUAGGGCAUUCCUAUCCAACACUGAUAAUGGGCUUCGAAUAAAAACAUGGCAGGGAGGUAAUGGUGAUGCCAGUCAGAUCAAGUUCCAGAAUGUUUUAAUGGAAAACGUAUCAAAUCCAAUUAUAAUAGAUCAAUAUUAUUGUGAUUCACCACUUCCAUGUGCAAACCAGACUUCAGCUGUUAAAGUGGCGAAUAUAUCCUUUAUGCACAUCAAAGGAACUUCAGCUACAGAGCAUGCUAUAGUAUUUGCUUGCAGUGAUUACUCUCCGUGCGAAGGGUUAUAUUUAGAAGAUAUUCAACUAGUGUCAUACACUGAAGAAAUCACAAAAUCUUUUUGUUGGGAAGCCUAUGGCUCAAGCGUGGGUCUAGUCAGUCCCCCUUCCUGCUUCUCAUGUACUGAGAGCUUCAUUAAGCAGAGAGUCCCAUCCGACUCCCUACUGUUCUUCUGAAGAAAGGCUGCACCAUUUGAAUUGAACAUGUACAAAAAUCAUAACCAGAAAAUUAUUAUUGGUCCAAGAAUCUUGUUGGAUCCGAUUCUUUGUCAAGAAGACAUCGAAGGCAUUCCAUAUUAUGGAUCAUGCCAUGGUGAAGAAUAAUUUAUUUCUAGAACUAUUCUUAUAUUUGUUUCUCAAAAUUUGCUGAUGCCCUUGUUUUAUAUCGCGGAGAGCAUCAGAUGGGAAAUGAUCUGUAAAUAGUAGAGACGUCAAAGACUUGAGAUUUGAUCAAGUAUAUUCAUUGUAUAAUCUCAUGUGACAUUAACAAUGCCUGAGUUUAUCAAAGAUUAUUAAGUAUUUAUAUAAAUGGAGAAAUUUGGCACAAUAA
This is a messenger RNA of Hevea brasiliensis (rubber tree), 2109 nucleotides long. Its product is annotated as probable polygalacturonase At1g80170. Gene Ontology annotation, molecular function: polygalacturonase activity. Lineage: Eukaryota; Viridiplantae; Streptophyta; Magnoliopsida; Malpighiales; Euphorbiaceae. Bases 399 to 1736 code for a protein of 445 amino acids. The transcript is spliced from 10 exons. Gene Ontology annotation, biological process: carbohydrate metabolic process. The record is from RefSeq and is a predicted model, not a curated record.